AUGGCCACAUCCUCCCUUUCAGCGAUCUUGAAGAAGACAACUCUCGACGAUCACGAACAGAUACUAGAAGUCAGCAACAAGACUCUCAAGUCGUCAAAAUCCGAUAUUGAAGCCCAACAUGUCAAGGUGGUCGCUCUUCUCAAACUUGACCGAUACGAUGAAGCUGUCAAAUUCGUUGAAGAAGCGGGAGAUUCAUUAAAGAAGAGGGCGGAGCUGGAAUAUGCAUACGCCUUGUACAAGACAGGCAGGCUAGGGGACGCCUUGGAGAUCGCUUCCAGCUUGAAGGGAAGAGGGGCACAACAUCUUGAAGCGCAGUCCAGAUAUCGACUUGAGGACCCGUCACGAACAGCGGAGCUGUAUAAGCAGCUGAGGAGUGGGAACCCCGAGUCUGAGGACUACGAUUUGCGUGUCAACCAAAUUGCCAUCAACGCCCAGGCUGAAUGGCUUGGUGUUGUAGACCCGAGAAGAACGCGCAGGACCGAACGCGAGGAUCUGGCAACAUUCGAAACAGCAUACAACGUGGCAUGCGGUAGCAUCGCAAAAGGAGAAUAUGCGCAGGCCGAAUUUCUGCUGAAGCGAGCAGAAGAACUCUGUAAGCAGUCUGAAGAUCUGACUGAUCAACAGAAAGCCGACGAGCUUGUACCGAUACGGGCACAGCAGCUGUACGUUCUCCUUUGUCUUGGGAAGACGGCCGAAGCCGAAGGACUUGCGGCCGAGAUCAAGCUCGAAGAGACUUCCGACCUCUCAACCCGAAAAAUCACUGAGGUCAACAAGCUAUUGGCAGCCUCGCUCUUAAACCCCUUUGUCGCUCACAAAACAUUCCAUUCGACCACCACGAUCCCUCCAGAGGAUAAGCUGUUCUCAUAUCAAAGUGUGCCUUUAGACUCGGACAAAUUCACCCUUGACCUGCAAGCCUUCAAGUUCCAGGGUAUCAUAUCAUCUACCUUGAAGAUCAUCCAGAGCACUUCGGCGUCCCCCAUAUCUCCAGACAUCCUCCUCGCCUCCUUUUUCAAUGCGGCAGCACAUGCAAGGAACGCAUCGGGGAAGACAGCCAUCCGCAGUAUAUUGCCGGAGCUUGAGAAAAGACCAAAUGACGUCGGGUUGGUUCUCAGCCUGGUCCAAUUGUAUGUCCUGGGCGGUAAUAUCACGUCCGCGGUUGAACUGGUCGAAUCCUUUUUCAAACGUUUGGAAGAGUCCAUGCUUGAGUCCGAGCAAGACAUCAGAUUCAAUCCUGUCCUUGUCAGUCUCCUGAUUGCGCUAUACAAGAAGCGUGGUCAGAAGGCACUUAUCAAGACAGAGCUCGCGAAAGUCGCGGCAUUUUGGAGGACACGGCCGAAUCCGCCCACGAGCCUACUGGCGGCGGCGGGUAUCUCACUGUUGAAGUCCCAAAACGAGGACGAUGUCAAAUCUGCAGCGGACAUAUUCAGCAAGCUGCUCGAACAGCUACCCAACGACAAAGCCACCAUAGCAGGAUAUGUUGCAUCUCAUGCCCUCAACAGCGGCUCCCCAGUCGCAACGUAUGUCGAAAAGCUGACACCCACGUCCGAACUCACACGUACUGUUGACGUGGACGGGCUAGAGUCUGCAGGCAUACCACAGUCGUCAAAUGCCCUCGCAAUAGCGCAAUCAGUGCAGACGAAGAAGCGGGCUGCUCCUGACGCUGGCAGUGCCGCCCACAAGCGAAUCCGCAAGUCGAGGCUCCCAAAGGAUUACGACAAAGACAAGAAGCCGGACCCGGAGCGAUGGCUUCCACUCAAAGAUAGGAGUUAUUACCGAGCGCCCAAGGGCAAGAAGAAGGGCAGACGAGGUGGCGAUGACAGAACACAGGGUGGAGCGGUCAACGAGGAUUUGAACGUUGAGUCUAAAUCUGCACCGGCUCCCGUCGCUGCGGGUUCGGGUCCUGGAAACAAGAAGAAGAAGGGCAAGGGCAAGAAGUGA
Capronia coronata CBS 617.96 is the source of this 1938-nucleotide messenger RNA. RefSeq lists its product as uncharacterized. Gene Ontology annotation, molecular function: ribosome binding; protein binding; 7S RNA binding. NCBI's taxonomy places the organism in Eukaryota, Fungi, Ascomycota, Eurotiomycetes, Chaetothyriales, Herpotrichiellaceae. The record is from RefSeq and is a predicted model, not a curated record. The transcript has a single exon. Gene Ontology annotation, biological process: SRP-dependent cotranslational protein targeting to membrane. Gene Ontology annotation, cellular component: signal recognition particle, endoplasmic reticulum targeting. The coding region runs from base 1 to 1938 and encodes 645 amino acids.